AUGGUGUUGAAACAAUCCCCUUUUCUCACCACUUCAUUCAAUCCAUCAACCCAUCAAACCUCAAACAAAAACCCUAAUCAAGAUCAACAACAAGAACAGGAAGAGGAAGAAUUGAAUGAAUACGAUGUCGUUUGGUCAUCAUCAUCUUCUUCCUCUCCUGAAAAAACAACCCCUAAAAUCUCCGCUAAUAUCCCUUCCAUUUCGCUUACACCCACACCCGGAUUAUCUGCCGCCUUACUCUCCUCAACCGAACCUCAAAGCCCAACUUCAAUUCAACGCAAAACAACAUCAUCCCCUGUUGCAAUGAUUUCCUCUUCGUUAACGCGUGGUAAUGGAUCUGGGUAUUAUUAUGGGCCAAAAUAUCACCACUCCGCUCCAGUUAAUGUACCCGUUUGGCCCAGUAGGUUUAACGAUGGAAGGAUGAGUAAAAACGGGUUCGGGUUCGGGUCAAUUGAUGAAGACGACGGAGAUGAUUUACUGUAUGAUGGAAAAAUGGUGCCGCCGCAUGAGAUUGUAGCUCAGUCGUAUAAAAAUACGAUGUCGUUUUCGGUAAUGGAAGGUGCUGGAAGAACGUUGAAGGGUCGUGAUUUGACUACCGUCCGGAAUGCUGUUUUUCAAAAGACGGGUUUUCUUGAAUGA
Molecule: messenger RNA, 639 nt
Organism: Amaranthus tricolor (Joseph's coat)
Lineage: Eukaryota; Viridiplantae; Streptophyta; Magnoliopsida; Caryophyllales; Amaranthaceae
Product: protein S40-4-like
Exons: 1
Coding region: 1-639 (212 amino acids)
Source: RefSeq, a predicted model, not a curated record